This is a messenger RNA of Funneliformis geosporum, 1473 nucleotides long. NCBI's taxonomy places the organism in Eukaryota, Fungi, Glomeromycota, Glomeromycetes, Glomerales, Glomeraceae. The record is from the annotation of a GenBank genome assembly.
AUGGCCAAUAAGAUUGUAUAUUGUUUUGUCCUAGGUGAUACUGGAAAUACUUUUCUGGUUACUAUUGCUGAACCAACAACUCUCAUUAAUAAUAAUGAACACCCAAUUAAUGACAUAACCGUUGCUUUCUUCAAGGAUCUUAUCUGGGAUAAGAAAGGAAGUGUCCUUAAAACUAGUAGACCUGGUAUAACUUCUGAUAUGCUGGAUCUUUGGAAAGUUGAAAUCGAAGAAACAGCGACAAACAUAAAACUACUGAAAAAUACUGAAACUGACAUUGAAAAGGCAUUCGAAGGAGAGAAGCUGACAACAUUUGAAAAGAUUAAUGAGAUUUUCCCAAAACCUUCACCGAAAUACAUCCACAUCAUCAUGCAACCACCUCUGUCUGCCACCACUGAGCACAAACAGAAAAAAGGCGCCUUUGGUAUAGAGAUCCUAAGGAAACAUCUGUUAUUUAAGCAUGAUCUCUUUAAGGAUUUAUACAUUUAUCAACAUCCGCCAGAAAUUUAUGUUAAGAGUAUAAUAAGGAAAUGGAAUGAAUCAGAUUUGCCUCUAAUUCCUGUCAUCCGUCUUGAUUUCUCUGUUUUAACCUUAAACGAAGGAUCAGAAAUGCUAAGGAAUGAACUUAUCCAAUUGCUAAAAUCUAUUGGGGAGUCAUAUGGUAUUACUUUAAAGCUUGAUAGUGUUAAAGGUAUCACCAAAGAACUAAUUACAACACUUGCUGGUCAUGAAGAAAACAUGUAUGAGAAAGUGGUAAUUCUCAUAAAUGAGUAUGAUUCACCAAUAUUAAAUGCCUUUGAUGCUAUGAAAGAGAGCUUGACCAUUGCAGAUCACAACCAUGGGGUAUUGAAGGGUUUCUUUGAAAUGUUAAAGUCAUCGCAACAAUACAUUAAAUUUUGUUUUGUGACCGGCGUCACGAUGUUUUCAAAUAUGGAAUUAUUUUCAGGAGCAAAUCAACUUACGGAUAUGACAAUGAGGGAUAAAUUAUCAGAUGCGUAUGGCUUUAUGGAAGAUGAGAUAGUAAAAGCCUUUGAAUUCUCAGGAGGUUAUGAUAUAAAAGAAACAAUGACUAAACUUCGGGAAAGAUACAAUGGCUACUUUUGGGAUGGCCAGACCAAAGUGUACAAUCCGUACAGUGUAUGCAGUUUUUUUGAUGCAUAUCAAUUGGAAAACUUUUGGAUUAAGAAGGGGAGAACUAGCUUUUUGGCGAAGUUGAUUAGUAUAGAGCAUAUUAAGAACAUCACAAGCGAAACCACAAUCAAAAAAGAUUUUAUCAUUCCUGUCAGUAUUGAGAGUAUAAUGAAUUCAACACCCCCUAUCUCAUUAUUAUUUCAAGCAGGCUAUUUAACCAUCAAGCGAACAAUAGGUGAGGAUUUGUUUCUCGAAAUUCCAAACCAUGAAGUACGAGAUUCUUUAAUGAGUGAGCUAUGGUCAAAUUCCCUUGGUGUUACAAUAGAAAAAGCAUUUAAGAUAUAG